GGAAAAGGAGCCACAGGAAAUGAGCAGUAGUGGUGCCAUGAGCUUCAAGGCAUCACGGAGUGUGGUUCAGUAACUCAGAAGUGGCUUGGCUGGGCGAUACUGCAUCAGGGUUUCUCAUGAGGUUGUAGUCAGGUGUUGACCAGGGCUGCCAUCAUCUGAAGGCUUGACUGGGGCUGGAGGAUUGACAUCUAAGGUGACUCACAUGGCUUGCAGUUGAUGCUGAUAUGCCACACUUCUGCCUGCCGUUGGCAACCCUCCUGGACUAGACUGCUUUUGUUAAUCACAUGGAUGUUGCUGGUUACUUUGUUUGGGCGCAGACCUCUUCACUGUUCAAGAGGGACAGGAGCCUGGCAAGGGACUUCAAGAGAACGAUUACUCACCCCAUCAUUACCGUUCCCCCUGAGUCAUCCAGUUUCAAUUGAAUAAGAAUCUCCAGGCAGUGGACUCUAGGGCCAAGCUUCCGGUUUAGUCAUAUGAAUGAUAUAAAUGUGCCCCGGACGUGGAGCCAUGGUUCAUUCUGGCACUUGAAAUACAUCAUUGAACAACAUCAGAAUUAAUCCAAGGCCCUUUAGCCGGUAGACUGAGUUCCUUGGGGCAGGAACCUUGCCUUCUUCAUCUUGAAUUCCUAGGACUAAGAAAAAUAAUGACUAAAAAAAUACUUGUUUUCUAAGCAGAUAUAUGAAUUGUGGACUUUCCCAUACCCGAGGUCAGAAUGCUGCUCCUCUGUCAUGCUCUAGCUGUAGCUGUUAUCCAGAUCUUUAUCUUCUCGGAAAACUGGGCAUUUGCCAAGAACAUCAACUUCUAUAACGUGAGGCCUCCUCUCGACCCUACACCAUUUCCAAACAGCUUCAAAUGUUUUACCUGUGAAAACGCAGGGGAUAAUUAUAACUGCAAUCGAUGGGCGGAAGACAAAUGGUGUCCAGAAGAUACACAGUACUGUUUGACAGUUCACCACUUUACCCGUCAUGGAAGAAGUACAUCCAUCACCAAAAAGUGCGCCUCCAGAAGUGAAUGUCAUUUAGUUGGCUGCCACCACAGCCGAGAUUCUGAACAUACAGAGUGUCGGUCUUGCUGUGAAGGAAUGAUCUGCAAUGUAGAAUUACCCACCAACCACACUAAUGCAGUCUUCGCUGUAAUGCACGCUCAGAGAACGUCUGGCAGCAGUGCCCCCACGCUCUACCUCCCAGCUCUUGCCUGGGUCUUCAUGCUUCCGUUGCAAUGAUGCCGCCAUACCAAGGAGAGGCAGAGACCCGCCCUCUGAAGCACAAGCUAAAAACUGUGAAAUCAGUGAAUUUCUGAGUGAAGAUGGAUCUUGCACUUGGUGAAGAGUGCACAUUGGACCCCAAAGCAGAAGCCAUUUUUUGCUUGGCUACGAUGCUCCUGCAUGAGGCUGCUGGAUUGAGGAAGGGGAUUUGGCAGGGACUGAGGGGAUUAUCUGGUUUCCAGGCUUCCUGGUCAAGGGGGCUGCAUUCUGUCACUUCGGCAGGGCGGAUCCUGCCAGCAUCUACAACUGGCAGGUUGCAAUAGCCUAUAUUGUCCCCGCCUGACCAGGCCUUUAGUUGAAAGGACUCCUUGACCUCAUUGACUUCUUCCAAGGCUGCUGGGUCAGACCCUCUUGUUUCUGUGAUUAGCUCAGAGCAUCUCUAUGAAAUCUAACCCUUCCCCCGAUAAGAAAGUAGUUUCCCCACCAACAGCGUAGUCAAUGAGAAAGGCAACUGUAGGAAGAAGACUUUCAGUUGAACUAAUAUGAAACUCAUUUGUGAAUUGUGGGGGGAAAUAAAGGUUUUAAAUUAUACAAUGUAAAA
Messenger RNA from Equus quagga, 1805 nucleotides. It is a transcript of the gene LYPD6B, whose product is annotated as LY6/PLAUR domain containing 6B. The transcript has 10 exons. Lineage: Eukaryota; Metazoa; Chordata; Mammalia; Perissodactyla; Equidae. The record is from RefSeq and is a predicted model, not a curated record. Gene Ontology annotation, molecular function: acetylcholine receptor regulator activity. Bases 713 to 1222 code for a protein of 169 amino acids.